Messenger RNA from Nematocida minor, 456 nucleotides. RefSeq lists its product as uncharacterized. Gene Ontology annotation, molecular function: structural constituent of nuclear pore; phospholipid binding; single-stranded DNA binding. NCBI's taxonomy places the organism in Eukaryota, Fungi, Microsporidia. The record is from RefSeq and is a predicted model, not a curated record. The coding region runs from base 1 to 456 and encodes 151 amino acids. Gene Ontology annotation, biological process: nuclear pore organization; regulation of DNA-templated transcription; NLS-bearing protein import into nucleus. The transcript has a single exon. Gene Ontology annotation, cellular component: nuclear membrane; nuclear pore central transport channel; nuclear pore nuclear basket.
AUGUUGAGUGAAAAUGAAAGAAGUCUUGGAAGAGACAGAAACACGUUUAAAAACGGGAAGGGUGAGAGCUACAAGGGAGUGUACAUACCAGAAGCCUCCGUGUACGACGAGCAGCCUGCGUUUGCGGCGCCUAGAGAGUUUACUAUUUCGCAGAAGACCGUGACUGUGUUUGGAUACUCGCCCUCAAACUUGGAGCACAUACUGAGAAAGUUCAGAGACAUUGGAGAAAUAAAAGAGAUCAGCUACGGGAAAAACUGGAUGGAUGUGAAAUACGAGAGGGAAAAGUGCAUGUUUCUGGCUCUUCAGGAAAGCGGAGCCAUUAUCAAUGGCGAGAUGAUAGGAGUUGUGCAGAAGGCAAGAAAAAACAUAAAUGUUGGAAAGAUCGAAAAAAGCAAUCUUCUGAUACACAAAGAAGAGGGAGUUUUGGGGAGGAUUCUUACCUAUUUAUUUGGAUAG